Messenger RNA from Sordaria macrospora k-hell, 1566 nucleotides. RefSeq lists its product as uncharacterized. The record is from RefSeq and is a predicted model, not a curated record. Gene Ontology annotation, biological process: transmembrane transport. Gene Ontology annotation, molecular function: transmembrane transporter activity. NCBI's taxonomy places the organism in Eukaryota, Fungi, Ascomycota, Sordariomycetes, Sordariales, Sordariaceae.
AUGAGCCUAACAAGUGAGACAAGCCACCGCGACCCGGACAAGUUCCCAGCCGUCCAGCUGUUCCUCCUUGCAAUCGUCCGUCUCGCCGAACCGAUCGCACUCACCUCCAUCUUCCCCUAUGCCUGGGCUUUCAUCAAGAGACUACAAAUUGGAAACGAAGAUGACGCCUCAUUCUACGCCGGCCUCCUUAUCUCGUCCUUCGCCCUGGCCGAGGCCUCGAUGGGCAUGUACUGGGGAGGCCUGUCCGACAGAGUUGGUCGGAAACCCGUCUUACUUUUAGGAUGUGUCGGCACCAUGUUCAGCAUGGUCAUGGUUGGAUUCGCGACCAACAUCUGGAUCGCUGUGCUUGGUCGUGCCAUUGGCGGGCUUCUGAACGGCAAUAUCGGUGUUAUUCAGACCAUGGUUGGUGAGCUGGUCACAAAGCCAGAGCAUGAGCUGCCUUUUGUUUGGAGCAUCGGCACCAUCAUUGGUCCCGCUAUUGGCGGUACCUUUGCUGACCCCCACGAAUCCUUCCCAAACAUGUUCCCCAAGGGCUCCCUAUUCGACCGAUUCCCGUAUCUAUUGCCCAACCUUAUCUGCGCCGGCAUGCUUCUUAUGAGCAUCGUGCUUGGUUAUUUUCUCCUCGAAGAGACACAUCCCGAUAUGCAGCCCCGCGUUCUGCUUCCCGACGAUACAUUCCUCUCCGAGAACACACCCUUGAUCGAGACCUCCGAUGCGAUGAAGCGCCCCGCUGUCGACCUUCGCGACGAGAACUACGGUACUAUGCGGGCUCGAGAUAUUAAGAAUACCAGCUCCGCGCCGAAGGCCAUCGCGAAGCAACCGACUUACAACGUCUUUUCCAAGAAGAUCAUGGCAGUCAUUGUCUCCCUUUCAAUCUUCACCUAUCACUCGAUGACAUUCGAUCACCUUCUUCCGAUUUUCUUCGAGGACGACAAGGUUCCUACCAGCCAGCCGUUCGGUAUCUUCAAGGUUCUGAGUCCCUUCUACUCGCCUGGAGGCCUGGGUCUCUCCCUUCAGUCAGUCGGCAUGAUCAUGGCUGUUCAGGGUGUCAUUGCCCUUUUCAUGCAAGCUGUCGUCUUCCCUGUGAUGGCGGAGAAGGUCGGGGUCUACAGGCUUUUUGUCUUGAUCACGAUAUUCCACCCUAUCGUCUACUUUAUCAUGCCCUCGCUGCUCUUUGUUCCAGAGGGGCUCUUAUACCCGGCCAUUUACUUUUGUCUCGCGGUUCGCAACUUCUUUUCCAUCCUCCUUUACCCUCUCCUCCUGAUUCUUAUCAAGGAGGCGACGCCCAGUUCUUCUGUUCUGGGCAAGGUGAACGGGCUCGCUGCCAGUGCAGGUGCAGCAUGCCGCAUGGUAGCCCCGCCAGUGGCCGGAUAUUUGUAUUCGGUGGGAAGGAAGAUGGACUGCACUGCCUUGGCCUGGUAUGGAAGCACCUUUGUUGCCAUCAUCGGAGCCAUCCAGUGCUUUCAGGUUAAGAGGGAUAGGUCGAGGGAUGCGGGGGGCGAUGACGGUAUGAGCCAGUACUCCGAUAGUGACGGAGAGGCUACUCUUGUUGCGGAGGCCGCCUAA